Molecule: messenger RNA, 2562 nt
Organism: Gopherus flavomarginatus (Mexican gopher tortoise)
Lineage: Eukaryota; Metazoa; Chordata; Testudines; Testudinidae
Gene: ACP7
Product: acid phosphatase 7, tartrate resistant (putative)
Exons: 14
Coding region: 292-1605 (437 amino acids)
Molecular function (GO): acid phosphatase activity; metal ion binding
Source: RefSeq, a predicted model, not a curated record
GACGUCCUUCCGCCUCUGUCCCGCAGCACCGGCUGGUUGGGCUGCGGAGGGAGCCCGGUGCGUGUAUCGAGCUGGCCGGGCUCAGCUCUUGGAGGGCAGCGGGGGAGCCUUGGCCGCGCGGGGGGCUGCGGAGCGAGGAGCUGCCUGGCCUCACCGCUCACGUAUCAGGCUGUGGAAAUUAGAGCCGCUUGGCGCUGACUCAGGACAACGGGAGGAUCUGACCUGCUCACAGGCCAGCGCCCCACAGCUUUCGUUUCCCCGUCCCUCUCCCACACAGCCAGGAAGAGCAGGAUGAGGAUGGAGCCGCACGGCUGGCUCUGUCUGCUCUGCCUGGUGCUCCCCUGGCUGCAGUGCCAGGGCACGAAACGCACCCAACCCGAGCAAGUGCAUCUCUCCUACCCAGGCGACCCCACCGCCAUGACCGUCACCUGGACGACCUUCGAUCCAGCCGGCUCCAUCGUGGAGUUUGGCCCCGAGCCGAGCAGGGCCUUUACCUCCUCCGCCAAGGGCCAUGCCAGCCGGUUCGUGGACGGCGGGUGGUUGCGCCGCAGCAUGUUCAUCCACCGGGUCACCCUGCAGGACCUGGCCCCUGGGCAGCGCUACGCUUAUCGCUGCGGGAGCCCGCUGGGCUGGAGCCGGCCCUACAGCUUCCGGGCUCUGCAGAAUGGCACCGACUGGAGCCCGCGCCUCGCUGUCUUCGGCGACAUGGGGAACAUCAACCCCCAGUCCCUGCCCAGGCUCUGGCACGACACGCAGCAGCGCAUGUACGACGUGAUCCUGCACGUAGGGGAUUUUGCCUAUGACAUGGACCAGUGUAACGCCAUGGUUGGAGACGCCUUCAUGCGCAAGAUCGAGCCCGUCGCUGCGUCGGUGCCGUAUAUGACGUGCCCAGGGAACCACGAGGAGAAAUACAACUUCUCCAACUACCGUGCCCGAUUCAGCAUGCCUGGUAACACGGAGGGCCUGUGGUACAGCUGGGACAUCGGCCCUGCCCACAUCAUCUCCUUCUCCACCGAGGUGUAUUUCUACCUGAUCUAUGGCUGCCACCUCGUCCAGGAGCAGUACCAAUGGCUAGAGAGAGACCUACAGGAGGCCACACGGCCGGAUCGGCGCCGGCGGCACCCGUGGAUCAUCACCAUGGGGCACCGGCCCAUGUACUGCUCCAACAAUGACCUCGACGACUGCACGAGGCAUGAGAGCAUCAUUCGCCGAGGGCUCCCCCAACAUAAGUAUGGCCUGGAGGACCUGUUCUAUAAAUACGGUGUCGACCUAGAGCUGUGGGCCCACGAACACUCCUACGAGAGGCUGUGGCCUGUCUACAACUACCAGGUCUACAACGGCAGCGCCAAAUCGCCCUACACCAACCCCCGGGCGCCCGUCCAUGUCAUCACCGGAUCGGCCGGCUGUAAGGAGAGGCUGGACCCGUUUGUCCCCAACCCACGGGAGUGGAGCGCCCUGCGCAUCGAGGACUACGGCUACACGCGCCUACAAAUCGUCAACCGCAGCCACAUCUGGCUGGAGCAAGUGUCCGAUGACCAGGACGGGAAAGUCGUGGAUGGGAUCUGGCUCAUCAAGGAGUUGCACGGCCCCAAAGCUUGGCAUUAGCCUGGCAGCAGGCACCCAGCCCUGAGUUGAGCAGAGGGACUGCGUCCCCAGGACACCCUGAAAUCCUCGUUAUCUGGCUGGAGGCAGAGCUCCCUGCGGGUCUACAAACGAAUCUGAUCAAAUCCAAAGGCUGUUCUUGCAGUCCCUGAUGUAUGGCACUGGAAGGACACGCCUGCCCCUGCAGCUGGGGAAAACCUGCUGCUGGGUCUUUAUGAUGGUGAAAAAGCACUUUGCUGCAACUGGGUGUAUUAGGUCUCAGAGCACUUUAUACGAGUGGGGUUGUGUCUGUGUAUUCCCAGUUUUUGGCAGGGGAAACUGAGGCACAGAGAAAGGAAGAACCGUGACCAAAAUCAUAGAUGUAGGGGUCUUGCUUUCCAGUCUUCCCUGCCCUAAUCACUAGACACCAUUACCCUCUCAGAGUCAGGAAUAGAACCCAGGAGUCUUGAUGCCCAGUCCCGUGCUCUAACCAUUACACCCCACUCUCUGCCAAGAGGCAGGAACAGACACCAGGAGUCCUGACUCCCAGUCCUUUGUUCAGUCCACUGGCUCAUUCUGCCUCUUACAAAAAACCCCCAUAGAGUUAAAAUGUUCUCCAGAUUUUGCCUGAGGCAUCUCGGCCUCUUGAAUCUUUCUAGCCCUCAGACUGUGUUGGGGGGAAGGGGUGCCGGGAUCUGAUGCUUUUCUCUCCUUAUUUGUUCCUUCCUCCAUGAGCUGACGCUCGGUACCAGGCCUUUUCCCCUGCUGCUGGUUCCUGUAAUGCAAUAAGCCCACUAGGAGCUGCAAGGCGGCAAGCGAUGGGCUAGAUUUGCCUUUCGCCAUCAAGUGUGGCCCAUGGUACAUCUCUGAGGUUCCUUCUAUGAUCCUUAAGGCUUCAAGCCACACGCUGGGUCUUUUGUACUGAUGCUCUGGAAAUUAACGCAACAAAAUCAAGCUCAAAAAGUGUGCGAUGCCCGUCUC